Messenger RNA from Aspergillus oryzae RIB40, 441 nucleotides. RefSeq lists its product as uncharacterized. The transcript has a single exon. Lineage: Eukaryota; Fungi; Ascomycota; Eurotiomycetes; Eurotiales; Aspergillaceae. The record is from RefSeq and is a predicted model, not a curated record. The coding region runs from base 1 to 441 and encodes 146 amino acids.
AUGGGAGACCAAAUCCCCCCUCAAGACCGAAGCAAAUUGAGAGGUCGUUUCAAGGACACCCUCAAGGCAACAUUCGCCCUGAAAUCCAUCCAUGAUUUGUACCGAAAAUCGCCAGUCCUCGUCGACCCCGACCACGCGAUGAAAGCCGCUCUCGUGACCUCCUGGGGCAAGCCACCACAGUACAUCUCAAUCCCAGAUCUUCCGCCGCCGGCACCCACACAGCUGCAGCUCAUAGUACUCACUACGAGCGUGACACGGGUUGUCCGAAGCCGAGCGGCCAGCGCUCACUCUACAGCUUUCAAGACGCCAUCACCCUACGACCCAAGCGUUGACGGAGUCGCAAUAGACGAGAUCACAGGCGAUAUGUACUUCAUCACCCAACUUGCGGCACUCUUUUUCCGAGCGCACGAAUGUCGACCUGAGACAUGUUAUAAGGCUUGA